Messenger RNA from Brachypodium distachyon (stiff brome), 2346 nucleotides. Its product is annotated as protein tesmin/TSO1-like CXC 5. Bases 290 to 2101 code for a protein of 603 amino acids. The transcript has 8 exons. NCBI's taxonomy places the organism in Eukaryota, Viridiplantae, Streptophyta, Magnoliopsida, Poales, Poaceae. The record is from RefSeq and is a predicted model, not a curated record. Gene Ontology annotation, biological process: regulation of DNA-templated transcription. Gene Ontology annotation, cellular component: nucleus.
AGAAGGAAAAGGGCGGAGGGAGCAGCAGCAAGGCAAGAGGGAAAAUCCUCUAAUCCCCUCAACCCUCCCAAAAUCCGCCAUUCGCCGCCGCCCCCCGCAGAAACGCGGCGCCGGCGGCGCGCGCGCGCGGCAAUCCCGGCUCCCCCGCUCCUGCCGCGGGGCCUCCGCCUCCUGAUCCGGAGCAGUCGGCUGCGAUCUCGCCGCGCAUCUUCGCGGCCGCGGCGGAUUGGGCGGUGUUUCGAGUAGUGGCGGGGAGGCGUUUUGAUCUGUGAGCUCCCGGGUUGAGUAGAUGGCGGGGAAGGAACAGGGCGGCGGCGGGGCCGGACAGCCGCCGCGAGCGCCAAUCCCCGCGGUGUCGACGCAGCCGCCAAUUAAGAAGCUGGUGAGGCAGCUCGACUUCACCUCGGCGGCGUUCGCCGGGAACCCCGCGAUGGCGGCGGCCGCGGCCGCCGUUACUAGGACGAUGCAGAUAAGGACGGUGCCGGUCGGUUACCCUCAGCCGCACCAGCUGAGGGCUGGGGUACCGAUGGGGGUGCCGCAGCAGCUGCAGCCGCGAGGGCUGCCGGUGAUGCGGCCGCAUCAGGUGGUGCAUGUGCCUCUGCCGCGGCCGGCGAUGGCGGUACCUGUGCCACAGGCUCGGCCUGGCCAGGCGCAGCCGGUGUCUCGGCCACCGGUCGCUAUUCCCUUGAGGCCAGAGUCACCAAAACCACGCCCACGACUAUAUGAUGGGAAAGAUGGCACCCCUACAAAGAAGAAGUGCUGCAAUUGUCGUCACUCCAAAUGUUUGAAGUUGUACUGCGAAUGUUUUGCUUCUGGUGUUUAUUGUGAUGGAUGCAACUGCACCAAUUGUUUUAAUAAUGUUGAGAAUGAGGCUGCUAGGCGUGAAGCUAUAGAUGCUACACUGGAGCGCAAUCCAGAUGCGUUCAGACCUAAGAUUGGGAGUAGUCCACAUGCAAAUCGGAAUAAUAUGGAUGUAGCUGGUGAUCUCCCUUUAGUAGGGAAGCAUAAUAAAGGGUGCCACUGCAAGAAGUCAGGAUGCCUCAAGAAAUACUGCGAAUGCUUCCAAGCUAAUAUAUUAUGCUCUGAAAACUGCAAGUGUAUGGAUUGCAAGAAUUUCGAAGGGAGUGAAGAAAGAAAACAUCUUUACCUCGGGGAUCCCAAAAAUCUCGUUCACAUGCAUCAAGUAACAAAUGCAGCAGUAAAUGGUGCUAUUGGAGCAACAUCAUUGUUGUCUCCUUCCACAUCAAGGAAGAGAAAGCAGAUUGAUCCUUUGCUUGACCAUCCGACCAAGGAACAUGUAGUUCACAAGAAUGGUCAAUUAUCUCAGGCUAUUUAUCAGAAGAAUGCAGUGGCACCUGAUGGUUCACUUCCGAUAAGCCAGUCUGCACAUCAUAAUAUGAUGGAGCCAUUUAAAGUCACCUACAGGCCUCUUUUAGCGGAUAUUAUCCAGCCAGGCGAUAUAAGGGAGCUAUGUAAGCUUUUGGUGACAGUACCGCGAGAGGCUGCGAAGGCAUAUGCUGCAGGACGGAAAGUUCAGGAAGAGAAGGUGGCAGAGAAGGGAGAUUCCCUAGCAUCGACAAACCAUGAUAGAGAAGAAAAAGAUAAAGAUCAAAGUCAUAAAAAAACAUCAACUGAUGAUCGUUCAAGUGGUGGAUCUCAUAUGGGCAAAGCGUCCGUAGAUGAUUCCAGACCUGAUUGCACUGAUGACAAGAAAUCCUGUAGACCAAUGUCUCCUGGAACACUAGCAUUGAUGUGUGAUGAACCAGAUACAAUGUUUGCAGCUUCUCAAAAUGCUAUUGCUGAGCCAACAAUAGGUGUCAAUCAGAACCGGUCCGAACUUUAUGCAGAGCAAGAAAGGUGUGUGUUGACAGAAUUCCGUGAUUGCCUCCGUAAGCUUGUGCAAUAUGGUAUAAUGAAAGAGGAAAAGUACAGAAUGGCAAUCAGACCUGAACCAACUGGCCAUCCUGGGCAGGUAAAUAGUGUUCAACGAAGACCAUAUUCAAAAGUAGAUGUACCUGUUGUAAAGACAUUUCCUCAAAGUUCCAGCAGACAUCUUGUUGCUGGAAACCCUGGGAGUGUUAAUUUAGACAAAAGAAACUGAAGCCUGAGAACAACUCGGUGUCUAAGGUUUGUAUUUGGGGUACAAAUUUGAUCGAGAAUCAUGUUUGUGCCCUCCUAACCUGUUGAUUGGUGGCAUGUAUCAGUCUCGGUGAUUAAUUUAGGUUAAAGAAAUUCCAUUUUAUUUUCAUUGGUCAGAAUAAGUGUAAUGUUGGGUAGCUAGUCUAGUCACAAAAUGACUUUAACCUUGUUUUGUUAUGUACGUUUUUAGUUCCUUUAUGUUUAGUA